AUGUUGAUCCCAACGCCAGUGGGUAAGUCGCACUCAUGCAAAGAAGUUGAAGUGGAGCUCACCACCGAUGAGGAAGAUGAUCCCCCUCCGGGAGUCCAUGGAACUCUCUUCUUCAGGUUACUCCAGGUGCAACCGUUCAUGUACAAGGGUGAGGACUUUGAACCAGCAUUCGAAUGUAAGCCCCAAUUGGCCUUCAGAGAUGAAACUGCUCCGAUAGCAGUGGGAUCUACUUUGGCCAUUGCUGUUUUGGCUACCAUUACUGGGUACGGGAUUUUUAGGUACUUCAAGGUCAAAAAUGUCCAAUACAACACAAUGGAAUAG
Messenger RNA from Leptinotarsa decemlineata (Colorado potato beetle), 321 nucleotides. RefSeq names its product lysosome-associated membrane glycoprotein 5. NCBI's taxonomy places the organism in Eukaryota, Metazoa, Arthropoda, Insecta, Coleoptera, Chrysomelidae. The record is from RefSeq and is a predicted model, not a curated record. Gene Ontology annotation, biological process: establishment of protein localization to organelle. Gene Ontology annotation, cellular component: plasma membrane; lysosomal membrane; late endosome membrane.